Messenger RNA from Haemonchus placei, 1317 nucleotides. Lineage: Eukaryota; Metazoa; Nematoda; Chromadorea; Rhabditida; Trichostrongylidae. The record is from the annotation of a GenBank genome assembly.
UGGAAAGCACCAACGGAGCCCGGUCGAGAAGUGCAUGUCAUGUUGGAUGAUGUAGCCAAAAAGAAUCUCAUCGAAGAGCUGGAUUCCCGGAACAUUACCUACUCGGUGAUGAUCGAAGAUGUCAAAAAGUACGUGAUCACUGAUCAGAAAAUCAAGCACGACAAGAUCAAAAGUCAACGACGAUUGAGAGAUUGGCGGGACGGGAAGGUUCAAUUCAAUCUGGCUCAAUACCAUUCGUUUGCGGAUGUCAUUAAUUAUCUAAAUGCUCUGGCAAUUACCUAUCCAGAAAGGGUAUCCGUUCAACCAAUCGGUACUACACAUGAAGGACGGCAAAUUCCACUCAUCAAGAUCACAAAUAAACGACUUGGUGGACCAAAGAAAGGCAUCUGGAUCGACGGUGGUAUCCACGCCAGAGAAUGGGUUUCCCCAGCCACCGUCCUCUACUUUAUCAAUAUGCUAGUCACGCAAUACGACAAAGAUCCACAGGUCCGGCAAUUUGUUGACCAGAUUGAAUGGUACAUAGUACCGUUAUUGAAUCCUGAUGGAUAUGAGUACUCGAGAAGCAGUAACGAUCCUGAAAUCCGUCUAUGGAGAAAGAACCGUAGUCCAGCUAGAUGUAUUCAACAGAGUACAGGUUUGUUCAGCGCUCCGCAAACCACCUGCUGUCAAGGUGUCGAUUUGAAUCGAAAUUUCGAUUGGUUCUUUGGUCAAGUCGGAUCGUCAACAGAUCCAUGCUCGGAGAUUUAUCAGGGCGCAUACGCAUUUUCUGAGCCGGAAACAGCGGCCGUGCGAGAUUUUCUUCAACGUCAUAAAGUGCAUACAUUCCUGACUUUUCAUUCUUAUUCACAAAUUCUGAUGUAUCCAUUUGGCCAUCAAGUCAGAACCUACUCGAACGAUUUAAAUGAUUUGAGAUCGACGGCUCUCAGCGCAUCGUCUCAGUUACAUCGAAUGUUUGGCACUAACUAUAAGGUUGGCACAGGAGCAGAUACCUUGUAUCCCGCUUCGGGUGGCUCAGAAGAUUGGGCCAAAGGCAAAGCCCACGUAAAGUAUUCGUACCUGUUCGAACUUCGACCGGAAGAGCAAGUUUGGGAUGGAUUUUUGCUUUCCGAAAAUCAAAUCAUGCCUACGGCUAGAGAAACUUGGGAAGCAGUGAAGGUGAUCGCCUCACAGACUCUGAACAUACCAAGUGUCGCCCGAGCGCGAUCAUGUACGGAUCGGGAUACGUUGUGUGGCAGUUGGGCGCAGGGUGGCGCCUGCACCACUUGGCCAGAGAUGCGACAACGUUGUCCGCGAUCGUGCGGCUUCUGUGCAAAGUAG